Naegleria gruberi is the source of this 1905-nucleotide messenger RNA. RefSeq lists its product as uncharacterized. Gene Ontology annotation, cellular component: centriole. Lineage: Eukaryota; Heterolobosea; Eutetramitea; Acrasida; Naegleriidae. The record is from RefSeq and is a predicted model, not a curated record. Gene Ontology annotation, biological process: centriole replication. The coding region runs from base 1 to 1905 and encodes 634 amino acids. The transcript has 2 exons.
AUGCAAAAACCAACAGAAGUUAGACCUCUCUAUGAGUCUGUCCUUCCUGUCUAUGUAUUCAAGGACCCUUCAGUAUGCAGCAACAGUAACCAGAUCGGUGAAACAUACAACGAGGGAAAGUUAUUUACAAUUAAAAUAACAAUCUCUUGCAACUCGUCUUGCCUUCCAACAACAGUCCUUCCAGCCUCUUCUUCAACCCUUUCAUCAAUGAAAAAACAACAACCAGCAAAUUAUUCUAGUCUUAUAUUUACAUUAACCGAUGAUUCCGAUCUUUACUUCCUUUUUACAGCUCAAAUAGAUGAGAGUGCGUAUAGAAAUAUGAAAACCUCACAAAGAAUUAAGACAGACUUUUCCCAAUUUACAAGUCACCUCGAAAAUAUGUUUGAAAUGUGUCGUGGAUCUCAUUCUGACAAUAAUCAAGAUUGGUUUAUUAAAUUAAGUAUUCAUCAAGGAAAAGGAAAAGCGGUCUUGGAAAUAAUUAAUUCUGAUCCCUUCAGUGAAAGCUCGAAAUUCCAUUUGGAAUUAGUUGAAGGCUCUAAUGAACAAAAAAAAGAAUACCUUGCCAAUCAACUUAAAUAUUGGAAGCAAAUAGCAUUGGAGAGCACACAAAAAUUCGAGAAUUCUGAUUCGGAUUACAGACACAAAAUCGAACAAUUGGAAAAUGUUGUGGAUGAGCUAAAGGAAGAAAGAAAUGCUUUAUUAAUGAGUAAAGAGAAGGAGAUAACAACAUCCACCUAUAAAUUAAAAGAAGAAAUUACAAGAAUGAAAGAAAAGCACAUGGAAGAAAUUCGUUCAUUUCAAACGAAGCUCGAAACAGAGAAAAAGGAGACAGAAGAAAGAAAAGAUAUUGAAACCAAAACACUAAGCCAAAAAUUAGAAGAAUACCGAACACAGAACAAUGAAUUAAUUUCUCAAAAAUUCAGACUUGAGAAUGAUUUAAGGCAAAUAACUAGCCGAUCCUCUCAGCUUGAAAAUGAGAAAAAAUCUUACCUUGAUGAAAUUACCAAACUCAGAGAUCAAAAUAGAGAGUUGGAUUCACUUCGAUUUGAAAAUGAAAAGAAGAUUAGAGAAUUGGAGACAAGGGUCACACUAAAUGAAGAAUUAAUGAAAGAAAAAGGAAUGUCUCUCAAAACACUUGGAGAUCACUUGAAAGAGAAAGAACAGCAAGAGCUCUCAAAGUCAGAAAUAAUUGCAGAGCUUAAAUCAAAAUUGGAAUACUUGGAAAGAGAAGUUAAAGAGAAAUCAGAUGAUGUUGAGAAGUGUCAUGCCAUCAUCAAAAAGUAUGCCCAAAGAGAAAGUCACAACCAAGAAAAAGAACAAGAAAGAAAGCUUAAAAUGCAAAGUUUCCAACACGCACUCAAGAAGAAGGAAAUGGAAAAACAACAAUUAGCCAAAACUGUAGAAAAGAGAAAUUUAGCACUUCAAGAAUAUGAAGCCAAUUUGCGAUCAAUCCAGAAAAAACUUGAAGAAAAAGAUACUGAUUUGAAAGAGGCCCACAAAAAGAUAGAGCAAAACCAAUUUACGAUUGAUACUCUAAUGUCAAAGCAAAGUAGAUCUAUAACUCAAGGAUACACUGAAAGUCUAGGAUAUAGUGGUUUAAGCUCAGGGCUAAACAUUAGCUCUGGUACUUAUAAUACAGAUUAUUCCUCAAGUGAUAGAACGUUAUCUGUACAACCAGAACAAGCAUCAAAAUUAGAUAGCUUUACCAAUUAUUACAAAUCAUCUAGGGAGAGUGCAAGCACAGAAUCUGUAUCAACACCAGAAAAAUCAACAAAUUUCACAUUUUCACUCGGUGGAAAUAUUUCUCCAACAACCAACAAACCUAAAUCAUCAUCACCCACUUCAUUUAAGAAGAAUAUAGUUUCGUUUGAUACUAGUAAUAAAGAUUGGAUUCAAAAUUUAUAA